Molecule: messenger RNA, 9536 nt
Organism: Myripristis murdjan (pinecone soldierfish)
Lineage: Eukaryota; Metazoa; Chordata; Actinopteri; Holocentriformes; Holocentridae
Molecular function (GO): protein binding; catalytic activity
Source: RefSeq, a predicted model, not a curated record
AUGUGCAGGGAGCAAGCUCAGGGACCUGGGGCUGAGUCCCUCACUCUGCUCCUGGGUUCAGAGCUUCCUGACAGGAAGACCACAGGUGGUGACGAUUGGAACCCACACCUCCAGCUCCCGUACCCUCCACACUGGUGCCCCCCAAGGCUGUUGGUGGUAGGCCUGAUCUGUAAUAACAACGAGACGGCCUAUCUGGAGGAGAUGGAGCUGCUGUCUUCAUGGUGUAAGGACAACAACCUGGACCUGAAUGUCGCCAAGACCAAGGAGGUGGUGGUCGACUUCAGGCGAGAGAGGCAGAGGAUCCACUAUGUGCCGCUCAGGAUCUACGGGACCCCGGUGGAGAGAGGGAAUGAUGCCGACCAUGGCUUAGUUAUUGCUGUUGUGUGUGUGACCUUCUUCCUUCCUCCGUACCUGGUGGUGGUGACCCCUCCCUCCCUCACUUUCACUCCUGUAGGUUCCCUGGCAAUUCCCCACCAGUACUGUUCAGCCUACUCACGUCUGGAAGAAAGCGUCCACCAGCUGAAGGACAAUAUCCGGGAAAAGGACAGGCUGAUUGACGACCUCAUAUCGGUCGCCUUAUCCCAAUCAAAGCACAUUUCAUACAUCCAGGCACCCCGACUCCCAUCCUCACCCUCCCGACUGUCACAGGCCGUGGCCUCGGACUCUGCUGCCACCCUGCCCUGGGCACCGGUUGGUACCAAUCCAGACCCCGGAGCGGAGAGCCCGUCGGCUGCGGUGAAUGAACGGUCGGCUGCCGUGUUGGUGUCAGGGAUCGCAGCUGCGGCGGGCGAACCUUUGGCACCAGUCCCAGCCCAGCCAGCUGUUGAUGAAUGGGCCCGACUAGGAGCCCGACCCAGGUCCCCGAUCCUCACCUCCACACCAAAUCGGACAACCCCCCAGAAACAGCUAUCCUGGUCCGAAGUCGUUCGAGGCGGCAAGAACUGCGGUAGGAACUGCUCGGGCGCAAAAACAUCACUAACAGGCCUUGAGCUGUCAAACCGCUAUGAAGUUCUGCCUGAUGAUGCCCCGGCCCACCCGACGGACGCUGCAGUGGUCGCCCCUUCAUCUUCUUCUCUGCCAAUGACACAGCAACACCAUCUGAAACUGGCUCUGCUCAACACUCGGUCACUCAAUAACAAAAGCCUAAUUCUGAAUGAAUUUAUAACGGACAAUAAUCUUGACUUCCUCUGUCUCACUGAAACCUGGCACAAACCCUUGGACUAUUUCUCACUAAACCAGAUCACCCCCCCCCCCCCCAACUACACAUACAUUGAGAAAGCUCGCCCUGAGGGGCGGGGAGGUGGCGUUGCUACUGUAUACAGGAAGGACGUCAAAACAACUGCUAUCUCCAUUCCUGAUGUUCCUUCCUUUGAACAGACUGCCUUUAAACUUUCUGGCCCCACUCCUCUAGUCACUGCCGUCAUUUAUCGUCCCCCCAAGCCAAACCCCUCCUUUCUCUCCGAUUUUUCUGAUUUUCUGACCCAGCUAUGUGCCAUCUCUUUCUGUUCUCCUUCUGUUCUCCUCCUGGGCGAUUUUAAUUUCCACGUCAACGACCCAAACUGUAAACCUGCUACUGAGUUCCUGGAUCUGCUACACUGCCUGAACUUCACACAACACAUCGACUUCCCCACUCACACCCGUGGUCAUACCUUGGAUCUCGUCUGCUCCUCUGGCCUCACAUUAAAUCGGCUCUCCAGCCUCAACCUCAACAUCUCAGAUCACCUGGCAAUCAUCAUGGAUAUCGACACACCCAUCCCCACUCCCAAAAACACACGCAAAAUAACCUUCAGGAAUAUCAAAUCCAUCCCCCCCUCUGCUCUCUCAGCCUCUCUUGCCACCAAAAUGUCCGCCUCCCCUCCCCUGUCACUUGACAACCCCUCAGACCUUGUGAACUAUUACAACCACAUACUCUCCUCCUGUCUUGAUCAGCUGGCCCCCAUCAAAACCAAAACAGUCACUUUCACACACUCAGCACCCUGGUACACUCCUGAAUUACACAAAAUGAAAGCCCGCAAACGUCAGCUGGAAAGACUCUACAAGAAAACUGGUCUGACUGUUCAUCACCAAGCCUACACUGAUCACCUCCACCAAUACAAAGAUGUCCUCAACUCAGCUCGAUCCACCUACUACUCCAACCUCAUACACUGUGGCUCCUCCAACCCCAAGGCUCUCUUCUCCACAAUAAAUAAACUCCUCAAACCCAGUGACAACAUCUCCAGCUCCUUCACAGUUAAUAAGUGCAACGCCUUUCUGUCAUUCUUUCAAAACAAAAUCGACACCAUUUACAGUAACCUGACUACCUCCACCACUCCCUCCACCUCCCCACAUGUCUGCACCCCCUGCACCACUCAGUCUCUGUCUCAGUUCUCUCCCGUGUCGCCAAUACAGCUAUCCAGACUCAUGGUAGGCAUGAAAAGCUCCACCUGUGCUCUGGACCCCAUCCCAUCCACACUUGUAAAGGACUGUUUCCCAGCCAUUUCCCCUCUCAUCACUGACAUCAUCAACUCCUCCUUCAGCUCUGGCUCAGUCCCUGACACUCUCAAACUGGCUGCUGUCACCCCCAUCCUCAAAAAACCUGGACUCAACCCUGACACCAUGAGCAACUUCCGGCCCAUCUCCAACCUCCCCUUUCUGUCUAAAAUACUGGAACGUGCCGUUGCCACUCAGCUCAACACCCACCUCACCUCCAAUGACCUGUUCGAACCAUUUCAAUCUGGCUUCCGCUCACGUCACAGCACGGAAACAGUCCUUCUCAAGGUCACCAAUGACCUUCUCCUCUCCUCAGACUCUGGCCACCUCAGUAUUCGCCUCCUCCUCGACCUCACAGCAGCCUUCGACACCAUCAGCCACACCAUUCUCCUCUCCCGCUUGGAAUCAUCCCUCAACAUCACUGGUUCCGCCCUCUCCUGGUUAAGGUCAUAUCUCACAAACAGACAACAAUUCAUCAGCAUCAACAACUGCACCUCCUCCACUGCUCCUUUGUCACAAGGCGUCCCCCAGGGUUCGGUGCUUGGUCCACUACUCUUCAUCCUCUACAUGCUCCCCCUCAGCAACAUCAUCCGCCGCCACGGUCUCCAUUUCCACUGCUACGCCGACGACGUUCAGCUGUACAUCUCCACCGAAUCCAUCACCACCCUAACUCACUCCACCCUGACCAACUACCUCACUGAAAUAAAAUCAUGGAUGCACUCAAAUUUCCUCCAACUCAACUAUGACAAAUCUGACAUGAUCAUCAUCGGUCCCAAAUCCCUAACCAAAACUGCCUACAACUUCUCCCUCACUGUCGACAACUCCACUUUGUCCCCCUCUAACCACAUCCGCAACCUUGGAGUCAUCCUCGACAGUAACCUCUCCCUUGAACACCACGUCAACCACAUCACAAGAACUGCUUUCUUUCACCUAAAAAACAUUGCCCGGCUCCGCCCAUCACUCUCGUUCUCUGCCGCUGAAAUUCUCAUCCAUGCCUUCAUCACUUCCAGACUUGAUUACUGCAACAGCAUCCUCUAUGGCUCAUCUUCCAAAGUCCUCAAUAAACUUCAGUACAUACAAAAUUCUGCCGCUCGCCUAUUCACCCAUACCCGCUCUCGUGACCACAUCACCCCAGUCCUCCAGCAGCUCCACUGGCUCCCCAUCCCUCAACGCAUCCAUUUCAAAAUCCUCCUCCUCACUUACAAAGCCCUCCACAACCAGGCCCCCUGCUACCUCACCAACAUGCUCCACCACCACACUCCUUCUCGCAGCCUCCGCUCCUCCGACCUCCUGUCCCCGCCACUCAGAACCAAGCACCGGACCUGGGGUGACAGAGCCUUCUCCAUCGCUGCUCCCACCCUCUGGAACUCUCUCCCCAAUCACAUCCGUGACUGUACACAGGAGCAGCUGGCGUUGCUGUACAGGCAGCUUCAGGAGGCAAGGACCCAGAAAAAUGACCUGGUUUUUGAGUCCCAGCUGAGUGACCAGCUGAACCGGCUGCUGGAGACAUCAGACAGCAACGCCGUCCUGAUUUUGAAGAUCAGUGCCCUCACCAGAGAGGUGAGAAUACUGGAGAGGAGGAUCACACGCUCGACUAACAGCACUGGAGUCAGUGCGCUGCGGGGACAGCUGGAGGAAAAGACGAGUGAGCUGGAGAUGAAGAAGGAGCAGAUGGAGAGGAGCAACAGCAACGCCCAGCUCAAGCGACAGGUUGAGCUGGACAAUAAGAUCAAAGAGCUUCAAGACAAAGGAGAUGGUGUCUCAGCUGAUUAUCAGAGGCAGUGGAAGCAGAAGUCUGAGCUCAUUACGAAGAAGACUUCACAUCUGAAUCGGGAGACGGAUAAGUCCCAGCUGAAUAAGGAGAUCCUUGAGCUGCAGAACGAGCUGAUGCAGCUCGGGGUGGAAAGGCAACUCAGCAGAAAGACGAUGGAGGCUAAAAUAAAAGAGCUGAGAGCCACUUUGGAUCAGAAAAAGAAACAGCAAGAUGACCUAAGGAGACAACUGGAGGCAACAGACCCCACCCAGGCAGAAAUUAUCCUCAAGAUCAUCAGUAUCAUGAGAGACAUGAGAAACCUGCAUGACGGUGAGCAAGAUGGCACAACAGGAACAACUCAAGCCAAAGCCUUUCAGACAAUGCUUCAAGCCAAAGAGGGUGAAUACGCAAAAGCUCAGGAAGAAAUCAAAGACCUGCAGAGGAAACUGGAAACAAACAAGCUAGAAUGCUCUGGACUUCAGCACCAAUAUGACCAGUUGAAGGCUGAAUCUGAAGACAAGAUUGCAAAACUGAGCAAAGCUGGUGAAUCCAAAGCAGCAGUGGUUCUGGAGAUCAUAAACCAGAAUGUUGAGAUUGAGGCUCUGAGAGGUUUGAUCACUGCAACAGAUGACCCAGACAAUAUCUCAGAGCUGCAGAAGCUACUUGAGGAGAAGGAGAAAAACUUGAAGGACAAGAAGGCAGAACUGGAGAAGCUGGGUGCCAACCAACAAACAAUUUUAAGAAUCAUUGAAAUUCAAUCUGAGAUAUGGCACUAUCAGAAAGAGGCUGCCAGUAACACCACCAGUGAUCAUAUACGAGUGCUGAAAAUCAUCACGCUGCAGAGUCAGGUGGAGCAUUUGAAGAGACAACUGUCACAGCUCCAGUUGUCCCAAACCAUGGAGAUAACCAUGCUAACCAAACAACUCAACACCAAGAAAACAGAACUGCAGAGACUUACUCAAGAACUGAAUGCGAAGAACGAGGCAAAUGCCAAUUUGAUUUUGAGAGUCACAGAGCUCCAAAACCAGCUGAGGAACAUGGAGAAACAAAAUGUCAUAGCGAGCCAAACAUCAUCUGCAACAAUUACUGGUUGGAAGAAUAAGCUGAAGGCAAAAGAAGACGAGCUCUCUCAAGCUCAGAGUCAAGUCAGGGUCCUACAGACACAGCUGGACCGCAAGGAGGAGCAAUGCUCUGAUAUCCAGAUGAAACAAAAACAGCUGCAGAAUGAUCUGGACACCAAGAUGCGAGAACUGGAGGCCAAAUCUGACACAGUUACUUCACUUGUGCUGGGGAUCAUAAACCUGAAUCAUGAGCUCGAGGCACUGAAGGGUCUGAUCAGUACUGCAGACAAUCAAGACAAGAUCUCAGAGCUGCAGAAGCUACUUGAGGAGAAGGAGAAAAACUUGAAGGACAAGAAGGCAGAACUGGAGAAGCUGGGUGCCAACCAACAAACAAUUUUAAGAAUCAUUGAAAUUCAAUCUGAGAUAUGGCACUAUCAGAAAGAGGCUGCCAGUAACACCACCAGUGAUCAUAUACGAGAGUUGCAAAAAAAGCUGGACAGUCUUACCAAUGAAAUAGAAGACAAAGACAGCACAAAGCUCAUGCUGAAAAUCAUCACGCUGCAGAGUCAGGUGGAGCAUUUGAAGAGACAACUGUCACAGCUCCAGUUGUCCCAAACCACGGAGAUAACCAUGCUAAUCAAACAACUCAACACCAAGGAAACAGAACUGCAGAGACUUACUCAAGAACUGAAUGAGAAGAACGAGGCAGAUGCCAAUUUGAUUUUGAGAGUCAUAGAGCUCCAAAACCAGCUGAGGAACAUGGAGAAACAAAAUGUCAUAGCGAGCCAAACAUCAUCUGCAAUAAUUACUGAUUGGAAGAAUAAACUGAAGGCAAAAGAAGACGAGCUCUCUCAAGCUCAGAGUCAAGUCAGGGUCCUGCAGACACAGCUGGAGCGCAAGGAGGAGCAAUGCUCUGAUAUCCAGAUGAAACAAAAACAGCUGCAGAAUGAUCUGGACACCAAGAUGCGAGAACUGGAGGCCAAAUCUGACACAGUUACUUCACUUGUUCUUCAGGUUUCUACAUUAACCCAGCAGGUGGAGGCACUGAACACGCAGAUACAGAGCACUGAGAAUUCAGAAACCAAGAUACAAGAACUUCAGAAUCUUCUAGAUGAGAAGAAUAAGGAGUUGGAAAAGAAAAAAGCAGAACUGAUGGCAAGAAGUGCUCAAGCAGAAAGAUUUCUGGAGAUUAUUAUACUACAGACAGAGGCUGAGACCUUGAGCAGUGCAGCUGUAAAUGACACAGACUAUGCAAAGCUUGCUGAACUUCAAAAGCGCCUCUACAGUCUGAUUGGGGGAAUUGAAAAUGAUGACUCAACAAAAAAGAUGAUAGGCAUGGUGAAUCUGCAAGAUGAAAUAAAGAGACUGAGACAGCAAAAAGAAGAACAGAUGAACAGGCAACUGACCAAAAUUAAAGACCUGGAGAAUGAGUUGGAGGAGAAAAAGACGGAGCUAGAAGAAAAGACAAAAGAGCUGGGCAGCAGUAAGACGACGGUUACAAAUGUCUCGGCUCAGAUUAUGGAUCUCCAGCAGAAAAUCAAGCAGCUGAAGACUCAAAUAGAUAACCUCAAAGAAAGCAAUGCUGCCACGUUAGAAGAGCUGGAAAACAAACUCAGUGUGAAAGAGGGGCAACUACAAGACAGUCAACGUCUAUUGAAGGAAUCAGAUGCAAAGAAUUUCCAACUGAUCAUGGACAUUACUGAUCUCCAGUCAAAACUAAAAGAGGCUCAGAGAGAGGCAACCAAAAGGCAUGAAAUAACUCAAGAACAAGCCAACGAAAUGCAGAAACAACUGAAGGCUCAAGAGAAACAGAUUAAAAAUCUGCAAAACGCAAACAACGUGCUAACCAAACAACUCAACACCAAGGAAACAGAACUGCAGAGACUUACUGAAGAACUGAAUGAGAAGAACAAGGCAGAUGCCAAUUUGAUUUUGAGAGUCACAGAUCUCCAAAUCCAGCUGAGGAACAUGGAGAAACAAAAUAUCAUAGCGAGCCAAACAUCAUCUGCAACGAUUACUGAUUGUAAGAAUAAGCUGAAGGCAAAAGAAGAUGAACUCUCUCAAGCUCAGAGUCAAGUCAGGGUCCUACAGACACAGCUGGACCGCAAGGAGGAGCAAUGCUCUGAUAUCCAGAUGAAACAAAAACAGCUGCAGAAUGAUCUGGACACCAAGAUGCAAGAACUGGAGGCCAAAUCUGACACAGUUACUUCACUUGUUCUUCAGGUUUCUACAUUAACCCAGCAGGUGAAGGCACUGAACACGCAGAUACAGAGCACUGAGAAUUCAGAAACCAAGAUACAAGAACUUCAGAAUCUUCUAGAUGAGAAGAAUAAGGAGUUGGAAAAGAAAAAAGCAGAACUGAUGGCAAGAAGUGCUCAAGCAGAAAGAUUUCUGGAGAUCAUUAUAGUACAGACAGAGGCUGAGACCUUGAGCAGUGCAGCUGUAAAUGACACAGACUAUGCAAAGCUUGCUGAACUUCAAAAGCGCCUCUACAGUCUGAUUGGGGGAAUUGAAAAUGAUGACUCAACAAAAAAGAUGAUAGGCAUGGUGAAUCUGCAAGAUGAAAUAAAGAGACUGAGACAGCAAAAAGAAGAACAGAUGAACAGGCAACUGACCAAAAUUAAAGACCUGGAGAAUGAGUUGGAGGAGAAAAAGACAGAGCUAGAAGAAAAGACAAAAGAGCUGGGCAGCAGUAAGACGACGGUUACAAAUGUCUCGGCUCAGAUUAUGGAUCUCCAGCAGAAAAUCAAGCAGCUGAAGACUCAAAUAGAUAACCUCAAAGAAAGCAAUGCUGCCACGUUAGAAGAGCUGGAAAACAAACUCAGUGUGAAAGAGGGGCAACUACAAGACAGUCAACGUCUAUUGAAGGAAUCAGAUGCAAAGAAUUUCCAACUGAUCAUGGACAUUACUGAUCUCCAGUCAAAACUAAAAGAGGCUCAGAGAGAGGCAACCAAAAGGCAUGAAAUAACUCAAGAACAAGCCAACGAAAUGCAGAAACAACUGAAAGCUCAAGAGAAACAGGUUCAAAAUCUGCAAAACGCAAACAACGAGCUGAAGAAACAGAAAAAGGAACUGGACACUUGCUGCUCUAAUGCCCACAGCCGGUGUGAUGAAAUACAGAAACAGCUGACACAGAGCCAGCAGGACGCUGAUCGACUGCAACAGCAACUGCAUGAGAAGGAUGCCAGCUUCAAUGAGCUGCAGCAGGAGUUACAACGAGUGAGGACGGAGAAAAAAGACCUGCAGGACCAAUAUGACAAUUUGAAAGCUCAGAAGGAUGACAGUGUCAAGCAGCUGCAGCAUGAAUUAGAGCAAGUGAAACUGGAGAAGAACAACCUGCAGGACCAAUACAAUAAUUUGAAAGCUCAGAAGGAUGCCAGUGUCAAGCAGCUGCAGCAGGAGUUAGCAGAGGUGAAGAGGGAGAAGAACAACUUGCAGGGCAAAUAUGACGAUUUGGAGGCUGAGAACAGACAACUCAAGGACACUGUUAAAGAUCUUAACAGACCGACGGUUGUGGAUGAUAAGACUGUCCACCCCGCCACUGUGGCUUUGGAUCCAGACACUGCUCACCCAAGAGUGGUUUUGUCUGCAGAAGGCACCGAGAUGGCCAUUGCUACGACACCGCAGAACAUUCUUGAUAGCCCAUCUCGGUUUAAUGUGGCUCUAGCUGCAUUGGGCAAGACUGGCUUCACACAAGGAAAGCAUUACUGGGAGGUGUCUGUUGCUAGGAAGCUGUGUUUUAACAUCGGGAUGGCCAGCGAGUCUGCUAACAGAAGGGGUGCACUACAGCUCCGACCUCAAAGCGGCUUCUGGACUAUAACUAAGAACAAACAGGGACAGUACCGAGCUUUUGAUACACGUCCUAAACCUAUUGUAAUACAGGCACAACCUAUUAAACUGGGUGUUCUACUGGAUUAUGACGGUGGCACAAUCUCUUUCUACGAUGCUAAUACCAGAGCUCAUUUGCACUCAUUUACUGGCCAAACGUUCGCACACAAAAUCUAUCCAUUUAUCAACGCUUGUGAAGAGGAGCCUGGUGCAAACAUGAAUCCAUUUGUCUUCAUUCCUGUUAGCUCAGUGGACUGGUUAUAGUAUAGGGAAUGAAGCAAGUGAUACUUGACAGUACCAAAUCCUAUCUUUGUGUCUUCCCAGAAGGCACUGCUUAUUACUCCAGUGAUCAUCUUUGUGCUUAAUAUACAAAAAUCAUUUCAACACGUUUGAAUAUCUCAGUAUCAUACCCACACAAUCCUUUG